Didymella exigua CBS 183.55 is the source of this 945-nucleotide messenger RNA. RefSeq lists its product as uncharacterized. Lineage: Eukaryota; Fungi; Ascomycota; Dothideomycetes; Pleosporales; Didymellaceae. The record is from RefSeq and is a predicted model, not a curated record. The transcript has a single exon. The coding region runs from base 239 to 859 and encodes 206 amino acids.
CCAUGCUUUGCGUAUACCCUCCGGUAAUGAUCCUCCAUGGUAGGAUUCAGUGUGCAUCGCCAGAAACGGCCGACGGCGUGCAUCUACAUGUAGUUCCCCUCGUACCUCGGGCAUCGGUCAAGUCACGCAGAGGGCGCUAGCCGACACCCCCGGACCCCUGUUUCGCGAGUCGAAUGUUUUGCAUCUCAUCUCGAGUACCGAGCUCCCCAGCCGCCCAACACCACCCAUCCCGACCUCCAUGUCCAUCGCGCCCAUGGACUCGGCACUCCUGAUGCGCCAUGUGCUGCGCACGCCGGCGGCCCGCCGUCCCGUGCCUGCCCGCAUCCCGCGCCAGACGCGCACCCUCGCGCUCUACGCACCGCAGACGCGCUUCCUCUCGACGCCGACGAUCCUGCGCCCGAGCUUCUGGGCCGCGAUGAUCCCGCGGCCGCUGAAAGAGCGCUCAUCGGCCCCGCGCGCGCGCGAGUCGAACCCGGCCACGCCGUUUAUCGUGCUGGCGCUGCUCGUCGGCUCCCAGGCGAUCCAGAUGCUGUGGCUGAAGCAGGAGCGCGCGCACGCGCUACGCAAAGCGGAGGCGAAGAUUGGGCUGCUGCGCGAGGUUAUCGAGCGCGUGCAGAAUGGCGAGAAUGUCGAUGUCGAGAAGCUGUUGGGCACGGGCGAUGAGAGCCAGGAGCGCGAAUGGCACGAGGUGCUGAGGGAGGUUAAAGAGGAGGAGGCGCUGUUCCAGAGCAAGAAGAGGAGGAAGGCGUUAAAGCAGGAGGCGGCCGAGCAGGGGGCGGGGAAGGAGGAGGUUGUGGAAGAGAUCAAAGAGGAGGGGUUGGCGAAGGUGGAGAGCAUUGGGGGUGUGAAGUUCUAUUAGGGUGCUAUCGUUGAAGAAGAAGAAGAAGAAGAAGAAGAACAACAAGAACAACAAGAAGAACAAGAAGAACAAGAAGAACAAGAAGA